Molecule: messenger RNA, 2150 nt
Organism: Xiphophorus maculatus (southern platyfish)
Lineage: Eukaryota; Metazoa; Chordata; Actinopteri; Cyprinodontiformes; Poeciliidae
Product: potassium voltage-gated channel subfamily V member 2-like
Exons: 4
Coding region: 189-1799 (536 amino acids)
Biological process (GO): protein homooligomerization; potassium ion transmembrane transport
Cellular component (GO): membrane; voltage-gated potassium channel complex
Molecular function (GO): delayed rectifier potassium channel activity
Source: RefSeq, a predicted model, not a curated record
UUCAUGCUCUCUGACUCAAAAGAUUGGUAUCACUUUUGUCAGCUGUAUUUCACCCACAGGCAGGAUGAUUUUGAGGUGUAAUCUUUUGCUUAUGUGAUUCUCAUGGAAUUUUCUUGCUGUUUUUCAUCAACUUGAUCCUAACUUGGCACAAAACCUUCAGCUGGUUGUACUGCUAAGGAGCGGGCACAAUGGCAGCCAUAAAGCCCAAGCUGAAGGCGCUGAGAAAGCGUCGCUCCAGUCUUUUUGCCAGUGUGAAGCGGGAUCUGAGCUUUUCACAAAGCGCAGAAGAAGAAGAAUAUGUAUUUCCCUUUUCACAGGACAGCUCGGUAAAACCAUGGACUUCGAUGGACAACCUUGACAGUCCUGAUGGGAAAAAAAUAAAGGCGGAAGAUUUGCCCAACCCAAGAAGAUCAAACAUUGUCAACCUAAAUAUAGGUGGAAAAAUAUUCCACAUCCCAAAGCACUUGGCUCUCCGAUAUCCAAGGACCAGGAUCGGAACCCUUGCUCUGUGUGAUGAUCCAGUGAAGCGGCUCACUCUCUGUGAUGAUUAUAAUGUUGUGAGCAACGAGUUCUUUUUUGAUAGGGACCCUAUGUUUUUCCAUUACAUAUUUCACUUCUACUGCAGCAAUGUCCUCUGGGUGAUGGACAGCCUCUGUCCUGUCAACUUUGAGGAAGAGAUGUCAUUCUGGGGGCUGAAACUGAAAGACACUCCAAGGUGCUGUCGGAUAUUGUUUGAGGAGAAGGUAGAUGACAUCAGAGACCAACUAAAGGUUAACCAGGAGCUGAUUGAUGAGAUUAAACCUCACCAGGAUGACGAAUGCUACAAGACCAUGUUUCUGGGAGGUUUGCGAAAGAUUCUCUGGGAUUUGAUGGAGAAUCCGUACUCCUCCCUACCAGCCAAAGCCUUUGCUGUAUUCUCCAGUCUUUUUGUUCUCAUCUCAAUUGUUGCCAUGACAAUGAACACUGUACAGGAACUUAGGGAAUACAAAGUUGCAGGCAAAACCUUCAUGGAAUGGGUGGAGAUUGCUUCCAUCCUCUUCUUCACUCUAGAAUACUUUUUACGUCUAGCCACCACUUCCAACAUCAAACAUUUUUUGAGGAGUGCCCUCAAUUUUGUUGAUGUGGUUGCUGUCAUGCCCUACUUUCUCCAGAUAAUCUUUGAGACAUUUGUUAUAGAUUCAGAAGAUGCUAGUGCACAAGAAGAUCUGAAAGCCAUGUCACGAGUCAGUAAAGUCAGCAAGGUGCUCAAAGUGGUCAAGUUGAUGCGAAUCUUUCGUAUCCUGAAACUCGCUCGUCACUCCACUGGCAUGAGGGCCUUCGGCUUCACCAUCCGCCAGUGCUCUGAGCAGGUUUGCUGUCUGUUUCUCUUCAUCGCCAUGGGCAUCUUCACCUUCUCUGCUCUCAUGCAUUCUGUUGAGGUGGAUCAGCCCGGGACUCCAUUCAGCAGCAUACCAGAUGCCUGGUGGUGGGCCGCAGUGAGCAUCUCUACUGUUGGUUAUGGAGAUGUCAUCCCAGUCUCCUACCUUGGCCGCUGCGUGGCGUUUGCCUGCAUCUCUUUUGGCAUCAUUCUUAAUGGAAUGCCCAUUUCCAUUCUGUUCAACAAGUUCUCUGACUACUAUGCCAAACUGAAGGAGCAGGAAUAUUCAUUUUCCAACACGGAGCGCACAUUCCAGCUUCGGAGACGGCUGCGGCGUAAGUUCGACCGCUGCUUCGAACCGCCACCUGAAGAUUCGGAUGAUGACAUUCACUAUCGCCCCAGUGGAAGACAUACUGACUUUGACUACGACUUUGAUGAUUGAGAUUUUGCCACCUAAUUGUAUCAUCUCUAACCCAAAAUGGCCUUAUCACCCAUGGGUCUGGACAGUAUAAAGACCCCAUCUGCCUGGAUUGCUGAGCCUAUGGAGCUGAUCUGAUUAAUCUAAGGGGAGGACACGGAAGCAGCAGCACACAGAGAUAAGCUGUAAGCUGUAGCUUUGCAAUUGGUCCUGCUAAACGCUUUGGGUGACAGAUCAUUCCUCUGUCAGGUGGACUGGGUUCCUCCUCUAGACAGCCUGUUAUCUACUUCCAAGGAUAGCCCUGUCUGCAACUAAUGCUGACUAAACUCAAAUAGAUGUCAAGGAUUUCAAGUUCCAAUAUUACACAAUGAAUAA